AUGAACGGAGUAGCCCAAGUGGUGGAAGGCCUUGAAACCGUCCAUCUGGUUUCUCAUCUCAUCUGGUCUCUCACACAUCUGCCCCCUGAAGCUCAGGCCUACGCCCCCCAAAACUGGUUGCUCUCUCUGUUUCAUACAUCAGGCGGCGAACAGAGACCAUAUAUACCGUUGGAAACCCCCACGACCGGUUGCUCGGUUGUCCGACGCAGCAACCGCCUCGAGGGACCGGCGACUUCAUCCCGUCAUUCGAUAUCGCAGCGCGAGAACGUAGACACGAUGUCUGCCUGGGACACGAUCGAGCAAUCCCACCCGGGCACCCAGCUCAGGGACACGCCUUACGAGAUGAAGUACUAUGAAGACAUCUCUCUCGACGAGAAGAGAGGAAUCCAGCCCCGGCCGGAUGCGCCAACCGACGAGGAGCUGCAGACCCUCAGACGGGUGUCUGAUCACAUCCCUUUCAAGCUCUUCACCAUCGCCUUCGUCGAGCUGUGCGAGCGCUUCUCCUACUACGGCUCCGUCAUUGUUCAGCCGCUGCCCCCCGGCUCAACAACCGGCGCGGCCCCGAAUGGCCAGCCCGGCGCCUUGGGGAUGGGCCAGCAGGCGUCCACGGGCAUCACGACCUUCAACCAGUUCUGGCAGUACUUCAUGCCCCUGUUCGGCGCCUGGGUCGCAGACAAAUACUGGGGACGCUACAAGACCAUCUGCAUCUCCAUUGCCAUCGACCUGGUCGGCCACUUCAUCCUAAUCGCGGCCGCUGUGCCGCCCGUCAUCACGAAGCCUGCAGGCAACUCGCUCGCCGCCCUGCUCGUCGGUAUGAUCACCAUUGGCUUCGCCACCGGCGGCUUUAAGCCCAACAUCAGCCCGCUCAUCACGGAGCAGCUCGACAUUGAACACCUGAGCGUUCGCACGCUGCCGUCAGGGGAGAAAGUCAUCGUUGACCCGGCGAUCACGAUCAACAGGGUGUACAACUGGUUCUACCUGUUCAUCAACGUCGGCGCGCUCGUCGGCCAGAUCUCGAUGGUGUACGCCGAGAAGUAUGUGGGCUUCUGGCUUAGCUUCACGCUGCCGACCUGCAUGCUGGCGCUUUGCCCGUUGGUCAUGUGGUGGGGGAAGGGCAGGUACCGCGCGGCACCCCCCGCGGGCUCGGUCUUGGGUCCCGCAAUCAGGACUUUUCUCUACGCGCAGAAGGGCAGGUGGUCGAUCAACCCUGUCAGGACGUGGAAGAACAUGCAUGACGGGACCUUUUGGGAAUCGGUGAAGCCAUCCCACUACUCGGACGCGACGCGGCCGAAGUGGAUGACCUUUGAUGACGCCUGGGUCGACGAGCUCCCUUUCUCCUGUCAUUUCCCUUGCCUGCACGUCGCUGACAAGCCCCCGGUGAACAACAACCUCGUCUCGCAGGCGGCGACGAUGAAGCUCAACGGCCUCCCCAACGACAUCCUGUCCAACCUGGACCCGAUCGCGCUGAUCCUCUUCAUCCCGCUCUGCGACCUGGUCCUCUACCCGACGCUUCGCAAGCUCAAGAUCCGCUUCACGCCCAUCAAGAAGAUCGCCUUCGGCUUCUUCACGGGUUCCGCCGCCAUGGUCUGGGCGUGCGUGCUGCAGUACUACAUCUACCAGCGGUCGGCGUGCGGCAGCUUUGCCUCGGGGACGCUGCCUAACGGCGAACCGUGCCCGCCGGUCGACAUCCUCGUGUGGGCGCAGACGGGCGCCUACGUCCUCAUCGCGCUGUCCGAGAUCUUUGCGAGCAUCACGAGCCUCGAGUACGCCUUCAGCAAGGCGCCGAGGAACAUGCGGUCCAUGGUGCAGGCCGUCGCGCUCUUCAUGUCAGCCAUCUCGGCGGCGCUGGGCCAGGCCUUCACGCCCCUGAGCACCGAUCCGUACCUGGUUUGGAACUACGGCAUCGUCGCCGUCCUGGCCGCCGUGGCGGGCGUAAUCUUCUGGAUCCAGUUCAGGGACUUGGACAGGGAGGAGGACGCGAUGAACGAGCUGCCUGAGGGCCGCGUCGGGAAGGACGUCGUCGACGAAAUGUCGCGUUUAGGUGUCCAUGGUAAGGGGUGA
Messenger RNA from Colletotrichum destructivum, 2061 nucleotides. Its product is annotated as Putative proton-dependent oligopeptide transporter family, PTR2 family proton/oligopeptide symporter. Lineage: Eukaryota; Fungi; Ascomycota; Sordariomycetes; Glomerellales; Glomerellaceae. Gene Ontology annotation, biological process: transmembrane transport; oligopeptide transport. Bases 1 to 2061 code for a protein of 686 amino acids. The record is from RefSeq and is a predicted model, not a curated record. The transcript has 4 exons. Gene Ontology annotation, cellular component: membrane. Gene Ontology annotation, molecular function: transmembrane transporter activity.